Molecule: messenger RNA, 516 nt
Organism: Parastagonospora nodorum SN15
Lineage: Eukaryota; Fungi; Ascomycota; Dothideomycetes; Pleosporales; Phaeosphaeriaceae
Exons: 2
Coding region: 1-516 (171 amino acids)
Source: RefSeq, a predicted model, not a curated record
AUGCCCUACGGACGUGGAGGUGCAGGUAACAUAUUGCAGGCCAAGGAGGACAGCAAGAAGAUCGUAGAGGACAUCGAAGCGAACCGCGCACCCACCUCCACAUCUCAAUCCGCCCAAGCAAUCGCCCAAGCAACCGCCCAACAAGCCUGCGACUACGCACACAUGGGCCGAGGCGGCGCAGGAAACUGGUACCAACCCACCGAGCUCCAAAAAGAAGGCACAUUCACCCAACCCUCCGAUUCCACCGCCAUACCCACGUCCUCGAAACCACAAGUUAGCACGCCAUGGCAUCCUGAGAGCCAGGAGUUGCCGGUCGCGCGGUCGGGACGCGGGGGCGCGGGAAAUUUCGUGUGGAAGAGCGAGGAGCAGGUAAGGAGGGAGAGGGAGGGGAGGGAAAUGGAUGAGAUUAAGAAGAAGGAGAAGGUUAGUUUGGAGGUGGAGAGGGGGGUUGAGGCGGUGCUGGCGAGGCCAGGGCAGGCGAGGUUGGGGGAGGACAAGGUGGGGAGGGGGUGGUGA